UGUCCAGUUAUAGCCCAGUGUUGUCUCCAAACAUUUUGCGAAGACUGUAUCAACAAUUGGCUGUCGACUAACAAUACCUGUCCGUAUGAUAGAAAAACACUUACUAAGGAUGCAUUAACCCGACCACCCAGAGUUAUGGUUAAUAUGUUGGGAAAACUUCAAAUCAAAUGUGAUUUCCGGGAUAACGGUUGUACUGAAGUAAUAAUAUUAGAGUAUCUGACAAAUCAUUUAAGCAAUUGUCGAUACAAUCCAUUAAACAAUCAAAGAGAAGAGUCUUUGUUAAGAAAAAUCAAUGAAUUAGAGGCCGAAAGAGAAAACUUAUUAAAAACAAUUCAAGAUUUAAUAAACAGUCAACAAUUGACUACAAGUUUGAGUAAUGUUCGGCUAACCACAAAUACAGUUAGCGUACCAUCGGUAUCAUCACCGCAAUCAAUUGACUUAUCGGAUAGCUUUAUCUAUAUAUGCGGUGGAUAUGAUGGGACAUCACGAUUGUCUGUAUGUUAUAAAUAUAAUACACAAACAAGUGUUUGGCAAUCAAUAAAAUCCAUGUCCACUAUAAGGACUAACUUUAGUUUGAUUUCAAUGAAUUCAAAAUUGUAUGCAAUCGGCGGUUGGAAUGGUAAAAACAAAUUGAAUAGUGUUGAAACAUAUGAUACACAAACAAAUCAAUGGAAAUCAAUUGUAUCGAUGAAUAUAAUUCGAAGUUAUCAUGAUGCAACUGUAUUAGAAAAUACAAUAUAUGUAUGUGGUGGUUACAAUGACAAUACUAUAAAAUCAUGUGAAUAUUAUUCGCAAAAUAAUAAAGAGUGGUCUUUUGUAACACCAAUGAGUCACAAAAGGAAUGGUCUGGCACUGGUAGCACACAAUGGGUUUAUAUAUGCUAUCGGAGGGUAUAAUAGUGGGGCAUUAAAUACAAUGGAAAGAUAUGAUACAAAAACACAACAAUGGCAACUAAUGGCUAAUAUGACAAAUAAUAGAUUUUAUUUUGGUUCAGCAUCAUUUAUGGGCAAAAUAUAUGUUUGCGGCGGUUAUGAUAAUAGUGUUUUGAAAUCAUGCGAAACAUAUGAUCCAAAAACAAAUCAAUGGACACCAAUUGCAUCAAUGCUUUUGGAAAGAUAUGCAUUUAAAUUGAUUGCAUUUAAUGAUAAAUUAUAUGCAUUGGGUGGAAAUACAAAGGACAAGAAACCAACAGAUUCGGUUGAAAUAUAUGAUUAUAAAGCAAAUCAAUGGUAUUAUACGACAUCAUUGCCAAUAAAAGUCGCAUACUUUGGGUGUUGUCGACAAACAUUUUGCGAAGACUGUAUCAACAAUUGGCUGUCAACUAACAAUACCUGUCCGUAUGAUAGAAAAACACUUACAACUGAGGCAUUAACCCAACCACCCAGAAUUAUGGUUAAUAUGUUGGGAAAACUUCAAAUCAAAUGUGAUUUCCAGGAUAAGGGUUGUACUGAAGUAAUAAUAUUAGAAUAUCUGACAAAUCAUUUAAACAAUUGUCGAUACAAUCCAUCAAACAUUCAAAGAGAAGAGUCAUUGUUAAGAAAAAUUAAUGAAUUAGAGACCGAAAGGGAAAACUUUUUGAAAGCAAUUCAAGACUUAAUAAAUAGAAAACAAUUGACUACAAGUUUGAGUAAUCUUCGGCUUACCACAAAUACAGUAAACUUACCAUUGGUAUCAUCUCAGAAAACAAUUGAUUUAUCGGAUAGUUUUAUCUAUAUAUGCGGUGGAAAUGAUGGGACAUCUGUAUUGUCUGAAUGUUAUAAAUAUAAUACACACACAAGUGUUUGGCAAUCAGUAAAAUCAAUGUCUACUCCGAGGCAUUAUUUUAGUUUGAUUUCAAUGGAUUCAAAAUUGUAUGCAAUCGGCGGCAGUAAUAAUGAAAACAAAUUGAAUAGCAUUGAAACAUAUGAUACACAAACAUAUCAAUGGAAAUCAAUUGCAUCCAUGAAUAUAAUACGCAGUCAGCAUGAUGCAACUGUAUUAGAAAAUAAUUUAUAUGUAUGUGGUGGUUUUGAUAAGGAUAAUAUAAAUGUUAUAAAAUCAUGUGAAUAUUAUUCGCCAAAUAAUACUAAUGAGUGGUCUUUUACAACACCAAUGGCUACGGAAAGAAGUAAUCUGGAACUGGUAGCACACGAAGGGUUUAUAUAUGCUAUCGGAGGUAAUAAUUUAAAAUCAUGUUUUAAUACAAUGGAAAGAUAUGAUACAACUACACAACAAUGGCAACCAAUGGCUAAUAUGAAAUAUAAAAGACGUAGUUUUGGUUCAGCAUCAUUUAUGGAUAAAAUAUAUGUUUGCGGCGGUGAUAGUUAUAAUAAUGGGAAAUCGUGUGAGACAUAUGAUCCAAAAACAAAUCAAUGGACACAAAUUGCGCCAAUGCUUUUAGAAAGAAGUAGAUUUAAAAUGAUUGCAUUUAAUGAUAAAUUAUAUGCAUUGGGUGGACGAACAAAAGACUAUGAACCAACCGAAACGGUUGAAGUAUAUGAUUAUAAAGCAAAUCAAUGGUAUUAUACGACAUCAUUGCCAAUAAAAGUUUUAGGCUUUGGGGUAAAAUAUUUAAUAAUUUGUUAA
This is a messenger RNA of Oppia nitens, 2565 nucleotides long. RefSeq lists its product as uncharacterized. The record is from RefSeq and is a predicted model, not a curated record. The transcript is spliced from 20 exons. Bases 136 to 2565 code for a protein of 809 amino acids. Gene Ontology annotation, molecular function: protein binding. Lineage: Eukaryota; Metazoa; Arthropoda; Arachnida; Sarcoptiformes; Oppiidae.